AUGACAUCUAAUGACUUCGACAUAAAGGAAACCUAUCUCAAGUUUCUUGAGGAGGAUCCGGAAAUAACCAUGCCAGUGGCUGCCAUUGAAAGUUUGCUUACCAUGUUGAAAAUCAAGCAGCCUUCCACCUCUUCGGAACUCAUAAACCUUCUGUCAGACGCUACAACACAGUUGAAAACAUCCAUACCAAAUGCUAUAUCUCUAUCUGCAGGCUGCGAUCUGUUCACGAGAUUUGUUCUGCGAAACACACAUCUAUAUUCGGAUUGGGAAGCUUGUCGCACCCAUCUGGUCGAGAACGGGCAGCUGUUUCUGCAAAGAGCUAAGGAGAGCAGAGAGAUGAUAGCGCAAGUGGGUCUCAAGUUCAUUCAAGAUGAUGAUACAGUUCUUGUUCAUGGUUAUUCAAGAGUGGUUCACCAUCUGUUGGUUCACGCAAAACAGAAAUUUGUGCGGUUUCGCGUAUUUGUUACAGAAGCGAGGGUAGAUCAGAGCACAAAUGAUGGAAUAAGAAUGGCGGACGCAUUGAAGCUUGAAGGAAUACCUGUUUGCAUGAUCAAUGACUCCCAGGUGGGCUAUGUGCUCAACAAGGUGGAUAAAGUAUUUAUGGGAGCAGAAGGUGUCUCCGAGAGUGGAGGAAUUAUAAACAGAAUAGGUUCUUAUCAAAUUGGAGUUUUAGCACACAAUGCAAACAAGCCUCUAUAUGUUGUCUCUGAGUCACACAAAUUUGUCAGAAUGUUUCCGCUUUCUCCUGAUGACCUUCCUGUGCCGUCAGAAAACGCAUUGACUUUCUCCACCGACACCAAUGACGGCUUCAAUGGCCACCAUCACGUCGACUUCACGCCUCAUCAGUACGUCACUGCUCUUAUUUCCGACUUGGGAGUUUUAACUCCUUCAGCAGUUUCCGAAGAACUCAUCAAAAUGUGGUACGGAUAA
Ogataea parapolymorpha DL-1 is the source of this 930-nucleotide messenger RNA. Its product is annotated as Translation initiation factor eIF-2B subunit alpha. Gene Ontology annotation, molecular function: translation initiation factor activity; guanyl-nucleotide exchange factor activity. Gene Ontology annotation, cellular component: eukaryotic translation initiation factor 2B complex. The transcript has a single exon. NCBI's taxonomy places the organism in Eukaryota, Fungi, Ascomycota, Pichiomycetes, Pichiales, Pichiaceae. The coding region runs from base 1 to 930 and encodes 309 amino acids. The record is from RefSeq and is a predicted model, not a curated record. Gene Ontology annotation, biological process: translational initiation.